Pelobates fuscus (common spadefoot toad) is the source of this 718-nucleotide messenger RNA. It is a transcript of the gene BBIP1, whose product is annotated as BBSome interacting protein 1. Gene Ontology annotation, cellular component: BBSome. The transcript has 3 exons. The record is from RefSeq and is a predicted model, not a curated record. The coding region runs from base 147 to 383 and encodes 78 amino acids. Lineage: Eukaryota; Metazoa; Chordata; Amphibia; Anura; Pelobatidae. Gene Ontology annotation, biological process: cilium assembly; receptor localization to non-motile cilium.
CCGGGGGACACAGAUUUCACAUCUCCUGGCACCCUCUCCAGCCGACACGUACUAACAGCCUGUCUGCCGCGUCACGUGAUCAGACACGGACUGCAAGAACCGGCAUGCUUUGCGGUAUCAGAACGUAUAGAACGUGAUGACGUCACAUGUUACUAGAGACGAUUUUCAAGAUGCCAGAGGUGAAAUCCAUGUUUCGUGAGGUGCUUCCUAAACAAGGACAGCUGUGUGUGGAGGAUCUCCCCACAAUGGUCUUAUGCAAACCAAAGUUGCUGCCUCUGAAAUCAGUGACCCUUGCCAAACUGGAAAAGAUGCAACGUGAUGCCCAGAACACUAUUCGCCAGCAGGAACUUGCUCAGCGCGAGCAACCCUUGAACCAGUCCUAAGAAUCUUGAUUGGUUCAUGUAAGAUGGUCAGAAUAUAGGCACAAAUUGAGCAGAAUGUUUUUGAUUGUUUAGCGAGAGUAAUGUGCUGCAUUAAUCUGUACAGGCAGUGGAAGAUCCCUUUGCAAUCCCACCCAGAGAAAAGAAUUGCCCCAAAAGAUGAAAACUCAACAUUCUUUUCUUCUUAACUAUUCUAGUCAGACAUGUAUAGUACACUGCAAACCCAUGCUUUAUUCAGUUAAAAGCAUGUGUCUGUUUUAAACGGGGUGCCUGCUGCUUGAUCAUAUCACUAGAGCAAUUUAUGCACUUUCUAUUUAUAACUUAAUAAAGAGCAUGAA